Mycotypha africana is the source of this 702-nucleotide messenger RNA. RefSeq lists its product as uncharacterized. Gene Ontology annotation, cellular component: endoplasmic reticulum membrane. Gene Ontology annotation, biological process: regulation of protein secretion; regulation of epidermal growth factor receptor signaling pathway. Gene Ontology annotation, molecular function: serine-type endopeptidase activity. The coding region runs from base 1 to 702 and encodes 233 amino acids. NCBI's taxonomy places the organism in Eukaryota, Fungi, Mucoromycota, Mucoromycetes, Mucorales, Mycotyphaceae. The transcript has 4 exons. The record is from RefSeq and is a predicted model, not a curated record.
AUGGUUUCGUUCUCCCUUAUCAUUUUCUCAGGUGAAAUCUUGCUGAGCAAGCAAACAACUGGUGAAUUUUUUGAGUUAGAGCCAUUUAACUACAUGCUAGGGCCCUCUAUUGAAAUCAUGAUACAAGUAGGGGCGAGAUUUCCUCCUUGUAUGCGACCAGUAGAAUCAAUGCCAGCUGAUGAACGUUAUGUGUGCGAUAACAAUGAUACUCUGACUACUUCAUCACCAGGUCAAUCUUUAUUAUUACUUGAUCCCGUCGUGGAUUUGGCAGAUCCUAGGUUACUGAAUUCAAGUUGUUCCCUUUCAACGAUUUGCGGCAUGACAUCUUUUCACGAAGACAAUAUACCCGAUCAAACUUAUCGUUUGGUUUCACCGCUCUUUAUCCAUACAGGGCUUAUACACUUGAUAAUUAAUAUGGCGUUCUUGCUGUUACUAGGAAGACAAGUAGAAAGGGUGGUCAACUGCUUAAGGUUUUCUAUACUAUUUUUCGGUUCGGGCAUAUUUGGACAUGCUCUAGGAGCCAAUUUUGCGCCUCCUACUACGCCUUUUUUGGGUUGUAGUAGCUCAUUAUUUGGAUUUAUCGGAUUCUUGUAUAUCGACCUUGUUGCAAAUUGGAAACGAUUAGAACAGCCUCUACGGUAUCUUAUCCAAUUAUUGCUCGGUACAGCAUUUAGUUUUAUCAUUGGAUUGCUACCUGGGUAA